This is a messenger RNA of Fusarium vanettenii 77-13-4, 834 nucleotides long. RefSeq lists its product as uncharacterized. The transcript has a single exon. Gene Ontology annotation, molecular function: 4-hydroxybenzoate polyprenyltransferase activity. Bases 1 to 834 code for a protein of 277 amino acids. Lineage: Eukaryota; Fungi; Ascomycota; Sordariomycetes; Hypocreales; Nectriaceae. Gene Ontology annotation, cellular component: mitochondrial inner membrane. Gene Ontology annotation, biological process: ubiquinone biosynthetic process. The record is from RefSeq and is a predicted model, not a curated record.
AUGGUGAUGCCCAUGGCAACACCAGGUUCCGUCAUCGGCACCUCACUCCUCUUCUUUUCGGGAGCUCUCAUCAUGCGAGGAGCGGGAUGCACCAUCAAUGAUCUCUGGGACCGAAACCUCGACCCUCAUGUUGCACGGACGCGACUUCGACCCAUUGCCCGUGGCGCGGUCACUCCGUUCAAGGGGCUUGUCUAUACCGGAGUCCAGCUUCUUGCAGGUCUAGGGAUUUUGCUUCAAUUCCCUCUUCCCUGUCUCUUCUACGGCGUCCCCAGCUUGCUCCUAGUUGCGAGUUACCCUCUGGCUAAGAGAGUGACAUACUACCCUCAAGCUGUCCUCGGCCUGACCUUCUCAUGGGGCGCCAUAAUGGGCUUCCCAGCACUCGGGAUCGACUUGUUGUCAAACACCCCCGCAUUGACUGCCGCCGCCUGCCUCUACGCCUCAAACAUUGCAUGGACAGUCCUGUACGACAUGAUUUAUGCUCACAUGGACAUCAAGGAUGAUGUCAAGGCAGGGAUCAAGAGCAUUGCUUUGAAGCACGAUGCUGAGACCAAACAAGUGUUGACGGGCUUGGCGGCUACGCAGAUUUCCCUACUCGCCGCGGCUGGUUUUGCGGCUGGUGCUGGACCAGCUUUCUUCAUUGGAAGCUGUGGAGGAGCAAUCGUCACACUUGGCGUCAUGAUCAAGCGAGUCAACCUCAAGAGUGUCAAGGAUUGCUGGUGGUGGUUCAUCAAUGGCUGCUGGAUCACAGGAGGAGUGAUAAGCCUCGGCUUGGCUGCAGACUACGCAGUCAGGUACGUCCAAGGGCCUAAAGACGAAACCAAGACGGAGCAGUGA